Linum trigynum is the source of this 3397-nucleotide messenger RNA. NCBI's taxonomy places the organism in Eukaryota, Viridiplantae, Streptophyta, Magnoliopsida, Malpighiales, Linaceae. The record is from the annotation of a GenBank genome assembly.
AGGCCUGAAAAUCAAAGGAACAACAUGUAGUCGGGUAAAAAGAGAGAGCCUUUCGAUCCACCAGAUGGGCUAUCCUUUUACUACUCCGUCCUACAAAUCGUACACUAAGCCCAAUGUGAAUAGCCAAACAUUGCACGACCUCAUGAAAGAUGGCUUCAGCCUGGCUAUCACGAACAUUCGCCAUAUUGAUUUUAUCCAUGACCACUUUAGCAUCGCCUUCCAGCCGUGCCUCAGAGAAACCGUUUGCCAGACAACCACUGAAUGGUCACUCAAACAACCAGGAGCUCAACGACCAUGGGAUCAUCUAUCCCGUUAAAAUGAAUCCAUUUAACCAAGAGGAUCAUCCCAACUUGGUUUCUGAAAAUCAUACCCCAGCCGAAUGGGAUCCCUUUUUCGUCGCUCCAUCCCACAUAGGCACAUACAGAUAAUCGAGCUAGGAAGACCGUGAUUCAAGUGACUCUCCUAUGGGAUGGCAAUCAAAGCAUAAAGGCUGGUUCUUUUAUGUAUUUAUUUUUUUCCCCGUUGAAAAUUGGAAAACAAGAAAGCUGGAAAGGUAAAAAAAAAAACCAACGGGCGGAGUGGGCACUUUUAGGCUGGAAACUCAGCCCACCACCAACUGCAAUCUAUCAACACUCGCCAUCGUAGAAAAUCACAUCAUCUCCACGGGACCUCUAUGAAUCUGAGUGGAAAAAAUUCCAUGGAGAGAAGGCUUUGAUUGGUGGAGGGUUUUCGAUAAAGAAAGCCUGACAGACGCCAUUGAUCGUCUUUUUUUCCUUCUUUUCCCGUUUCCUUUCUCUUUUCAUCGUUUCUCUGGACAUCAUCGUCGUAGCCAUUUGCCCGGGGAGAUCUGACUCCUGGAUUCAGGAACCCAUCUCUGAAUUAUCGUUUGACCCAAAUGGAUUCAUCGUCGGAUCCAUCGUUUACCCGACAAAGAAAUCUUCAUCAAAUCCUUGGAGAAGGUUUAGUUGCAGAUGUAGUACUAUGGAGGCAAAGCAACAUCUCAGCCGGGAUAUUACUAGUAACAGUAGCUUCUUGGGUGGUUUUUGAGAUCUCUGGCUACACUCUUCUCUCACUUGUUUCUAGUGUGCUUCUCCUCCUUCUCACCAUUCUAUUUCUCUGGGCCAAAUCAGCUGCAAUUCUCAACAGACCUCCUCCGCCUCUACCAAAGUUGCAGCUCUCAGAAGAAAUGGUGAAUCAAGCUGCAAAUUUGUUCAGAACCCAUGUGAAUGAGCUGCUUGCCGUUUCUCAGAACAUUGCUCUGGGGAAAGACACAAAGCUCUUCUUCAAAGUGGCUGCAUAUCUCUUGCUAAUAGCCAUUGUUGGUGGCAUGACUGAUCUUCUCGCGUUGGGCUACACUAGUCUGCUGAUGAUUUUGACCGUGCCAGUACUGUACGAGAGAUAUGGGGAUGAUGUUGAUAGAUACAUUAAGAUGACUAGCUACGAGUUACAGAAACUGUAUAACAAAAUUGAUGUGGAGGUUAUUGGUAGAGUGAAAAAAUGUAUAUUGGAGAAGCAGAAACUAAGUUGAUUCCUUCCAUUUUACUUCUUUUUUUCUUUUCUUUUCCAAUUUGGAUGUGUCCUUCGAGGUGCUGAGUGAUAAUGAAUAGGCGCUCUUUUGUGGGUCUGGUAGCUUUGCUAAUUCUUCCUUCUCCCUCUUCCGGGUUUUGUUUUUGUUUCCUGGGCCAGCAGUUUUUGGUUUUCCUGGUGUUGGCUUGCAAAACCUCAAUACAUAUAUAGAAGCUAUAGACAAAACAAGAGAAAUGGCUACCUCGACAGCAAACUGUGUCUUCUGUUUUUUUGCAUCUUUUCCAGUCUCGAUCCUGUUAUUUUAUAUUCUGUUUAAUGGGGGAAAACUCUUGAUCUUAGAGUUAAUGUUUUAUCUUUCCCCAGUAAUCUUCUUUUCUGUCUCCUGUAAUCUAAGUUCUUAUAGGAUAGGACUAUUGUAAUCUGAUUGAAGUUAGGGAUGGAAGGCUACUUGUGAUUAGGGGUAGGAAUCGGCCGAUUCGGUUCCAAAUCGAGUCUAUUGAGAUUGGACUGGAGAAAAAACAGAGGAAAAAUGAUGACUAGAACCGGACCAAAAACAUGUUUGGUUCGUUUGAUUCGACUUAGUCUAGUUUAGAUUCCACUUCGGUCAAUUUUUUCAUCAUUCUUUAAAAUAAUUUAUAGGACCAAAACCGAAUUGAAAUAUAUUCGAUCCGAUCCAAUUCGGUCCAAAUAUUGAUUCGGUGCGAUGUUAACCAGAUCGUUACACACCCCUACUUGUGAUUGUAGUUUGCAAAGGCUCGUAUGUAUAGUACCUUUUUGUUUUUUUUAUAAGAAACGAAUAUCUAGCCAUGAUUUUUUUUUGUCAUUAGAUCACUCCGGAAAGAGGUGGAAAGCAAGAUUUAAACAUAACUAGUAUAUGUAACUAUUGAAACAUCACUAAGUAGUAGUAAUAUUGAAGCUCGGAACUGUUCGAAGUGAUCAAAUAAGGUAUUAGUAUGACGAGCCAUCAAAUUGGUAACUCUAUUACAAUUGAUCGAUGAACCAAAAGCCAAAACUUGGAGAAGAAUAUAAGAGGCCGCCAAUUUGGAGGGCUCGAUAGUGUUGCAUGAUAGAAACAUACCCUUAAGGUUUUUAAUAUAUUUUAUGAGGGAUUAUGGGAGUUAUUGGUAUUUUGGUAAAUCACAAGAAUUAGAUGAAACAUAAGAGAAUUUUUCAAGUUAUAUAUUCUGUAGUUGUAUAGGAGAAUUCAUUAAGUAAUAACAUAACAAGUAUUUCAUAAAUCUAAUUAUCUCUCUCCUCUUAAUUUCGUUAUCUCUUUCUCCCAAUUUUCCUCUCAUUCGUCUUCUUCCUCCAAAUUGGCUGAGAGCCUCUCUUCUUCUUCCCCAAAUUCUACUUCUAAUCCUCCUUGAAUUCUACCCAUAUUCUCUCCAAAUUAAUGUCUUAUCCCUAAUGUCACAUGUCGAAAAGCAUUUUGUCUAACAACAGUAUCUAAGUUUGGUUGGGAGCCAGGAUCCUUACAUAGAGAAGAUAUCUUCGGAGCAAGCUUUGUGAGAUACUUUAGAGCUUGAAGAUUUUACUAGUAGAAGGAUUCAAGAAGGUGAUCGUGAUGAUGAUGGAUCAUCAUAUCAAGCUUGACUACCCACUUAAGGAUAUUGUGUCUACACUCUGCACUUAAGAAAAAUGCACAGAAGGCUAGUGAAAGACACGAAGGAGAAUGAAAAAAUCAUGUUGGUGAUCCGAAUCUUGGUGAAUAGAGCAACAAACCUCCACGCAACAGCCUUGAAACGACGAGAGUGAUCAUAUCAUCACUCACUAUGGCUCAAGCAGUCGAGGAAGUGAUCAAUGACAAGGAGGACAAUGAUGACGCUCAAAUUGUAGUGUUUAUCACUCCCAAUAAUGAUACAUUCUCCUU